Poeciliopsis prolifica (blackstripe livebearer) is the source of this 4041-nucleotide messenger RNA. RefSeq names its product cysteine/serine-rich nuclear protein 2-like. Gene Ontology annotation, molecular function: sequence-specific DNA binding; DNA-binding transcription factor activity, RNA polymerase II-specific. The record is from RefSeq and is a predicted model, not a curated record. The coding region runs from base 141 to 1805 and encodes 554 amino acids. NCBI's taxonomy places the organism in Eukaryota, Metazoa, Chordata, Actinopteri, Cyprinodontiformes, Poeciliidae. Gene Ontology annotation, biological process: regulation of transcription by RNA polymerase II. The transcript has 5 exons. Gene Ontology annotation, cellular component: nucleus.
UGCAGCUUCACAUAAACAGAACAAAAUGCUCAGCUGGCCCGACGGCAGCCGAGAGCUAUAACUUCGUGACAGUCUCGGACCCUCUUCACUAGCAUGCCAGGUUUACUUUAUGAACGUUUAGCAACCGCCACAGCCAAACAAUGAGAGACAUCCUUAAGAGGAAGUUUGCAGAAGUAGAGGAAAAUCCCUGCUACUCCCCUCCCUCCUCCAUCUCCUCCUCCUCUUCUUCUUCUUCUGCUUCUCCAUCAUCCCUCUCCUCUCCUGCCUCCUCUGAGUGGGAGUCGGAUGGGGAGGGAAGCUCCUCCGAGAACCAGGACUUCACACCUCACAGUCCUACGUCAGCCUCCGGAUCGCCCAUUUGGCCCAUCCUGAAGAAGCCGAAGCUCUCAAAAAGGCCGAACAGCGUGCGCUUCGACCAGGUGACGGUGUUCAGCUUCCCCCUCUGCCAGGGUUUCACCAGCGUGCCCAGCAGAGGAGGUGCCACCCUGGGCAUGGUGCGCAAACACAGCGCACUCCGGAGGUACACCGUGGACGAGCAUGCCAUGGAGCAGCGCAGCAGGCGCAGAGAGAGGCACAGAGAGAAACUAAUUCAGGAGAGGUUUGAGGCACUAAAACACCAACUGAUCAUAAGUGGAGCUGUUGACCAAAACGAGGCGGAGAAGCUGACGAGGGAUCAAGUUCUGGGUGGAGACCCUGACAUUCAUGUCAGUGAGUCUGAUUUGGAGGACGGAGGCUACCUUCAGCCGUUCUCUUCCAAACAGCGGCAGGCUCUCCUCCUGGCAACGGGGGUGAAGGUCAUCGACAAGGAGGAGAAGAGGCAGCUUCACGCGCUGCGUCUCUCGAGGGAGGCCUGCGGCUGCGACUGUCGGGGCUUCUGUGAGCCGGAGACCUGCGCCUGCAGUCAGGCAGGCAUCAAGUGCCAGGUGGACCGCUUUAACUUCCCCUGUGGAUGCACCAAGGACAGCUGCGGAAACGUACAGGGGCGCAUCGAGUUUGACGCCCGCCGCGUUCAGACUCAUUACAUCCACACGCUCAUGAGGCUAGAGCUGCAGAGGCGACUACGACGUGAAACGCUCGUCUCGGGGGAGCAGGCGAGCGUGACCGAGGAGCUCAGAGACUGUUCAGGACACAAUGAGGUCGGUACGGAGCAGAGCGCGCAGGAGAGCAGGUGUCCAUUCAGGUCCAGCCUGGAGGAGAACCUGCUCCCUUUCACCAUGCCCGCCGCCCCUUCUUUCCGCUGCAUCCCGGACCAGCUGGUCACUGAGGAGAACAGCUGCAGCAGCGACAUGUCUGAAUCCUCCCUCUCCUCCUCCGAAUGCGACGCGGGUCAAUUCUUCAGCGGGACUCAGACUCUUCCAGACAGAGACACAGAUUUGACUCAUGACUCCAGCAAUAAGAACUUCUUCUCGUGUGCCCAAAACCGGCACAGAUGCAGCUCUGCAACCGCAGAUGACGACAGACCGCAUUCGCCCGUUGCGCUCGCAGACAACAUUGACGCCAGCAGGAACUAUCUCGACGAGAACGCCAAUCAGUCCAGAGACUUUUUCGACGAGGACUCUUUCGAGGACUUUCCUCACACCCCGUCUCCCACAGUGGGCUACUCCUUCAGCGGAUACAUGGACCUGAGCCUCUCCUCUGACUCCGACCUGGAGUUCUUCCACAGGGACUAUCCCUCCGGACUGCUGCACAGCUCCUUCAAAGAGCACAGACUCUCCGACAGCUUUCAGCACUUCCAGCUGUGCAGCUCGGUGAAUUUACCACAGCAGGAGUUGAGCACCCAGCUCCUAGAGUCUCUGAUUGGCUGAUUCAGACACUGCGCCUUCAUACCCAAUUUAAUAAAACGCCCACUCUAGUGCUUUAAAAAAAAAAAAUAUUUAUAAUAAUUUCUAAAUACAAAGACCUAUUUUUUCUGAUGAAAUAUUUUUGCCUGAAGGUUGUUAUUUUCAAGAGAAACAACACUUGACUACUCAGCUUCAUUUUUAGUAAUUCCUUAAAACAAAAUUGUAAUGGGAUGUAUUUAAUUUUUACCACAACCAACAAUAUCAUGCACAAAGUACGCAUAUGAACAUGCAAUGAAGAGCUCGGUGUUGUAGCAUGUUAAUUAAAACAGCCACUCUGUGGAUGACGAUAAGCCGUGCUCUGCUGGAUUUGGGAAUCAUUCUCACAUCACUUCGAUUAUUUCCCAGGACAUACUCUGAAUACCUGUUUACUGGGCCCAUACGUAUUUAUUUAUUUAGUCACUGAUUAUUUGUAUGAGUAGUAACUCAUAAAAAGGUGACAUAAUUAUUAACUGGUAAAAAUGGCAGUUUUUUUCAGAAUGACACCUAGUAUUGUAAUGGUAGCAGUUCCAGUUGAGAAUCAGUAGUUUUCCUUUACCUAUGAGUGUAUGGAAGCAGUGGUGUGUCAGAUGGUCCAUAUUUAAAGCUUUAUUUAUUAUUUUUGUACAGCAGGCAUUUUUAUUCCACAGUACAGAAAACAUCUUCCAUGUUUGGUAUGCGGUUAGCCCUUUCAAUGAGAUGCUUAUGAAAGUGCGAAGAGCAAAUUUUAGGCCUUGUACACACAUAGCCAGGUCUUUAUAAAAUCGAAUAUCUCCACCGCAUCGUUUAAAAAACAUAUCGUACACGCGGGAUCGAUUUCAGAAAAGUUUUUAUCAACACGAACCCACUCGUACUCAGUUCCGACCCGGAGAGCUGUUUUAAACACGCCAAACCCUGAAGGGUUCAUUGUAGCGCAAAUUUAAAACAUAUCUCAGCUUACAACUGCUACUUCCUGUUAGAUAUUAAACAUGGCGCCAGGAGGUUCAUUUGUGUGUUUGAACUACUUUUAAAUAGCGCAUUUAAUUAAAUCACAAGACGAUGUCGUUUGGGAAUUUCGGAGGCCUGUAGGGGACAUGGGGAAAAAUGUUUCUUUUGCAUUACCUUGCAAAACUGUUGCGUUCCCUCAAAAUAUUCAUAUUGCAAUAUUUUCUGGUCUAUUUUGUAUACAGUGACAAAUGUCAAUUUAGAAUUUCAAAUUUAUACACAUUUAAAGAGCCACGGUGAAAACGCGUUUAUUCUUAACUUUGGUGCAAAAAAAUUUAUUGAAAAUUGAUUUAUUCGCUGGAUGUUUAUUUCUGAUUGUGUAAGGAUGAGAUGGAACUGCGCAUGAAAACGAUCCUUUAAACCAUUCAGACUACCAACACAAAAGAGACUCUUGUCAAAACUGUCAGAUGACUUACUAUUUCUGAUAAAAACUCAGAAAUAGUGCAAAUAGUUUGGAUGUAUUUUUUGUAUAAACAAUUGUUUUUAGUGAUAUACAACUUGAGUUUUUGUGUCGAUGAAAGGCCAAAACGCAUGAAAAUGAAUUUAUUUUCCCAAAAACCUGGCUACAUGUGGACUAUGCCUUUUUUACCUGCUGGCUGGAGAAAGGGUUUCCCUACUUUUUCCUCUACUUGCUCAAAUCAGCAUUCCUGUUUUAAAGGAAAGUGCAUCAUGUUACACAUCCAGCAUAAGUUUUUGCCGUUUAAAUGCCGUGAUACUGUGGUUUUUUUGCGCAAGGUUAUUAUAAUGGCAAAUGUCAUGCUGGCCCAAGCCUAAUUGUUCCUUUAGUCCCUGUGAAGCAUUUUUGGUCCGUCUGUUUGAGCAACAUGUAAAUAUGUUGGCCGCUAUAAGCCCUGUAAUUCCUCCCAUUUCAGUGUUCUGCCGCAACCAACUUGCUGUCAGAUGUUCAUCUUCAAUUUACCAUUGACGCCAUGUUUACAGGAGUGUCUAAUAAAAUCUGCUUCAGCUGUGUAAUAGUCUUGACUUAUUAAGUAUCUCUGUAACUGUUCAGUAGAUCGUCAUGGGUUUUGGAUAUGAUGCAUAAUGUCGAGAGAUUUUUGAAUAAUAUAUCUGGAAAAAUAUAUAUUGUGCUAUUGUUAACUGAGCAAUGAUUCAUUAAAACAAAUGUUUCCAUUUUUUUAAACUAUGGAGUACAUCUGCAUUUUUUAAUUUUUUUAUUUGACUAAACAGUCUGGCUAACAUUGUCGAGAAAUAAACAGAGCCAACCAAGAGAAUCAACUCA